AAGGGAAGAGGAAGCAUGUCGGCGGGGCCGUUUGAAUGUCUUCAGACCUGCCUGUUGCUCACUUGGGGAGUUAACCCGAUCUUCUUAAUUCCCCCAGAUGUUAGUAGGCAGGACGAGGCGGAGGGCGAACUCAGUGAAGGAGAGCCCUGGUAUGGAAACUCCUCCGAGACUCCGUCCGAAGCAUCCUAUGGCGAAGUCCAGGAGAACUAUAAGUUGUCCCUGGAGGACCGGAUCCAGGAGCAGUCCACGUCCCCCGACACCUCCUUGGGAAGUGCCACUCCCAGCAGCCACACGUUGGAGCUGGUGGCGCUCGACGGGGACGUCCUGCGAGACUCACUGCAGGGCCAGGACCACCUCUCCCCCGGCCUGUCCUCUUUGUGUGAAGACGACUCCCCGGGCUCCACGAAACCUUUGAGCAGCAACUUGAGGCGGCUGCUGGAGGCCGGGUCCCUCAAACUCGACGCCACAGCCACGGCCAAUGGCAGGGUGGAGUCCCCGGUGAACGUGGCCCCCAACCUCUCCUUUUCCCCACCGUCCCACCACGCCCAGCAGCUCAGUGUCCUUGCCAGGAAGUUGGCCGAGAAGCAGGAACAGAAUGACCAAUACACUCCAAGUAACCGUUUUAUAUGGAAUCAAGGUAAGUGGUUGCCAAACUCAACCACCACCUGCGGCUUGUCCCCCGACUCGGCCAUCCUCAAACUGAAAGCUGCAGCCAACGCCGUCCUGCAGGACAAGUCUCUCGCCAGGACGGAGGAGACCAUGCGAUUUGAGUCCUUUUCCUCCCCUUUCAGCUCCCAGUCUGCCAGUUCCACCCUGGCAGCCUUGUCCAAGAAAGUCAGCGAGAGAAGCUUGACUCCUGGCCAGGAGCACCCCCCUCCGGCCAGCUCCUUCCUCUCCCUGGCUUCCAUGACCUCCUCGGCCGCCCUGCUCAAGGAGGUCGCAGCCAGGGCUGCGGGGAGUCUUCUGGCCGAGAAGUCGUCCCUGGUGCCCGAGGACCCCCUACCGCCACCGCCUUCAGAGAAGAUGCAAGAAAAGGUGACCCCGCCACCGCAGCCGCCGCCACCACCACCGCCACCGCCACAAUCCUUGGAAUUAUUGUUACUCCCAGUUCCCAAGGGAAGAGUUUCUAAACCCUCCAACUCAGCCUCGGAAGAGGAAAGCGGAAAGCCUUUCCAGUGUCCAAUAUGUGGUUUGGUUAUAAAAAGGAAGAGCUACUGGAAGCGGCACAUGGUGAUUCACACAGGUUUAAAAAGUCAUCAGUGCCCGCUCUGCCCAUUCCGGUGUGCUCGCAAGGACAAUCUCAAAUCCCACAUGAAGGUUCAUCAGCACCAGGACCGGGGAGAAACCUUUCAGUGCCAGCUGUGCCCUUUCACUUCCUCGCGCCACUUCAGCCUGAAGCUCCACAUGCGCUGCCACCAGCACUUCCUGAGGACAGAAGCCAAGGUGAAGGAGGAGAUCCCAGACCCAGAUGUCAAGGGAUCGCCCCACCUCAGUGACAGUGCCUGCCUGGGGCAGCACAGGGAAGCAGGAGGGACAGAGCUAGUGGGGACCAUGAUGCCGGCCAGCACUCCAGAGAGGACUAGCCAGGGUGGGGCUGGCGUCUCGCCUUUGCUGGUGAAGGAGGAGCCCAAGGAAGAUAACGGCCUGCCAGCCUCCUUUCCCCUGAAUGCUGCCGACAGGCCGGCCAACCACACAAAGCUGAAAGACCCCUCCGAGUAUGUGGCCAACAGUGCGUCAGCAUUGUUCAGCCAGGACAUCUCUGUUAAGAUGGCGUCUGAUUUUCUCAUGAAGCUGUCAGCUGCAAAUCAGAAGGAGCCCAUGAAUCUUAACUUUCAAGUGAAAGAGGAGCCCCAGGAAGAGGAGGCCCUCAGUGCCUCCUUGCCUCGGUCCAGCUAUGUGUUCAGUCCGGAAUCUGAAGUGUCAGCCCCAAGCAUCUCUGAGGACACACUGAAGGCCCAGGAAGGGAAGGGGAGUGGGCUAAGGCGGGACAUGUCAGUCAAAGCAGCUUCUGAACUUCUCAUGAAACUAUCAGCGGAAAGCUACAAGGAAAGCCAGGCCAUGAAGAUUAAAGAGGAGCCCAUGGAGGUUGACAUCCAGGACUCGCAUGUCUCCAUAUCACCCAGCCGGAAUGUUGGCUAUAGCACUUUAAUCGGGCGAGAGAAAACCGAACCCUUACAGAAGCUGCCAGAGGGCAGGGUGCCCCCAGAGAGGAACCUCUUCAGUCAGGACAUCUCUGUGAAGAUGGCUUCCGAGCUCCUGUUUCAACUGUCAGAAAAAGUGAGCAAAGAGCACAAUCACACAAAAGAAAACACCAUCCGCACGACCACCAGCCCUUUCUUUUCAGAAGAUACAUUUAGACAAUCACCAUUCUCCUCCAAUUCAAAAGACCUGCUGCCCGGCGACGCUGCGCUCCACGGGAGAAUACCAGCGCCAGAGACAGAAAAGCUUGUACUAGAGGCAGGCAACGGAUUGCCAUCCUGGAAAUUCAAUGACCAGCUUUUCCCCUGCGAUGUGUGUGGGAAAGUCUUUGGCCGACAGCAGACAUUGUCCCGACAUCUCUCGCUGCACACAGAGGAAAGAAAAUACAAAUGCCACUUGUGCCCCUACGCUGCUAAGUGCCGCGCGAACCUAAACCAGCACCUGACCGUCCACUCGGUGAAGCUGGUGAGUACGGACACUGAGGACAUUGUCAGCGCCGUCACCUCUGAAGGCAGUGAUGGGAGGAAGCACCCUUAUUACUACAGCUGCCAUGUGUGUGGAUUUGAGACCGAGCUCAACGUCCAGUUUGUCAGCCACAUGUCCCUCCACGUGGACAAGGAGCAGUGGAUGUUCUCCAUCUGCUGCACUGCCUGCGACUUCGUCACCAUGGAGGAGGCAGAGAUAAAGGCUCACAUUGGCACCAAGCACACAGUGGAAGACAGGAAGACCCCAAGUGAAUCAAACAGCCCCUCAUCAUCCUCCCUCUCAGCUCUGAGCGAUUCAGCUAACAGCAAAGAUGACUCCGACAGCUCCCAGAAAAACAAGAGCGGGAACAACCUGCUGGUCAUCUCUGUUGUGCCCGGGAGCCAACCCUCACUGAAUAGUGAGGAAAAGCCAGAGAAAGGGUUCGAAUGCGUUUUUUGCAACUUUGUCUGCAAGACGAAGAACAUGUUUGAGCGCCAUCUGCAGAUACACCUCAUCACCCGGAUGUUUGAGUGUGACGUGUGCCACAAGUUCAUGAAGACCCCCGAACAGCUGCUGGAGCAUAAGAAAUGCCACACUGUCCCCACCGGUGGGCUCAAGUAAGGAAACUCAGGACAGUGGUGAGUUUCAGACUCCUCUAGGUGCCCAUUCUGCAUUUAUUCCACCAACCGCCCCGCCGCCAUGGAGUGCCACCUCAAGACCCACUACAAGAUGGAGUACAAGUGCCGGAUCUGCCAGACGGUGAAGGCCAACCAGCUGGAGCUGGAGACGCACACCCGGGAGCAUCGCCUCGGCAACCACUACAAGUGCGACCAGUGCGGCUACCUGUCCAAGACCGCCAACAAGCUCAUCGAGCACGUGCGCGUGCACACCGGGGAGCGGCCCUUCCACUGUGACCAGUGCAGCUACAGCUGCAAACGCAAGGACAAUCUCAACCUGCACAAGAAGCUGAAGCACGCCCCUCGCCAGACCUUCAGCUGCGAAGAGUGCCUGUUCAAGACCACACACCCUUUCGUCUUCAGCCGCCACGUCAAGAAGCACCAGAGUGGGGACUGUCCCGAGGAGGACAAGAAGGGCCUGUGUCCGGCCCCCAAGAAACCAGCUGGCCCCGGGGCCCCGCUCCUCAUCGUCGGGAGCUCUCGGAAUCUCUUGUCUCCCCUGUCGGUCAUGUCCGCCUCCCAGGCUCUGCAGACCGUGGCCUUGUCCGCUGUCCACGGCAGCAGCUCAGAGCCCAACCUGGCACUCAAGGCUCUGGCCUUCAACGGCUCCCCUUUGCGCUUUGACAAGUACCGGAACUCGGAUUUUGCCCAUCUCAUUCCCUUGACAAUGUUAUACCCCAAGAACCACUUGGAUCUCACAUUCCACCCGCCCCGACCUCAGACUGCGCCUCCCAGCAUCCCGUCCCCCAAACACUCCUUCCUCGCCUAUCUCGGACUGAGAGAAAGAGCAGAGACUGUCUGAGGGCAGCAUGUUCCGUACCAAAAACCAAGUGACAGAGACAAAAACAAAAAUAAACCCACGAAACUUACACACAACCCCAGCAGGUGUAUGUUGCUGCAAAACCGACAGACCCUCGUGGGUCUGAACCACGUGUACUGUAUCUCUUUAGUAAGGACUAGAGAAUUGGCUCUGUGUGUAUACCUAUUGCAUUGACCUGAAAGCUGCUUUAUCCGAUCUUCAGAGAGGUGACCUACUGCGUACAUCUACCUUCAGAGGCAUGCCUCCCCGGCCCCCCGCGCCCACUCUCAGCCCUGCUCCCCACCUUUCCCGGAAAGGAAUUUUGUCUUGCUCAACCCUAAAGAGAGUGUCCUUAAUAGCAAUCCGCACUUGUCAGCUUCUCUACUGGUGCAUUUUUGUUUUCUGUUGGGUGAAUGGGGUGUGUGGGCGUCUGUGGAUUCUGAGAGAGAGAGCCGUGUGUCGUGUGCCAUGAGAUUUCUAUCGCACAUUCUCUGUGCUGGCUGCUUUCACCGCGAUGAACAUGAUUUUCCCUCCUGGGUGGUUCAUCCACUGCAGUCCCUCCCCGAGCCCCUUCUUCACCACCCGUUUCACGGCUGCAGAGUGGUGGGGCCUGGUGCGCGGUCGAUGAAGGCAUGGUAGACACCCACGGUGCUGCUGGAGAUUUCCCACAGAGCUGGAGACCUUGUGCAGAGUCUCCUCUGGUUAUGAAGACGCGAGGCAGCAAGAGUCCCGUCUGGAAGAAAUGUCCUGCAGCACCGAGGCCAACAUCACAAAACUUAAGUGUGUUGUGUGUGUGUGUCCAUACGUACACAACGCGUGUGGGACACACGCAGUGCAUCAUUUUUUAAGGGCAGAUUAUAUAUAUAUAUAUAUGAUGUAUUAAUUCAGUGGUUACCAUUUGUUUGCAGGAAAAAAAAAUAGUAUGAGUGAAAAAUUUUAUGGUCGAUAAAUCCAGCCAAGGAGAUUAAAAGGGGUUUGGAUCAAUUCUGGGUAUAAAUGCUCAGACUAAAAAAAAAAAAAAGAAAAGAAAAGAAAUGGCAGUUUUGCACAGUGCUUUGGUCUUGCACUAGUUUUUGUUUCUCAUCUGCAAAAAAAAAAAAAGAAAGAAAAAUAAAAGUGAAAGAAAAUGUCCCUUUUAUAUGGAACGAGUAGACUGUAUAUUUGAAAAUUUUGUCACAGGCUCGUUGACAUAUAACCACCCAAAAACAAGGUGCUGUUUAGUCCUGCAAUUCCGUUGAUGCCCCUGAGACGUGUCCAUUGUGUUUGCAGGUCAUCUGGCUCUAGUGGUAUUCUCCAUGUUGGUAAUAAUUCUGUAUUCCAUUUUGUUAACGCCUGGUAGAUGUAAUCUGCUAGGAGGCUAACUUUAUACUUAUUUAAAGCUCUUAUUUCGUGGUCAUUAAAAUGGCAACUUAUGUGCAGCACUUUAUUGCAGCAAGAAGCAGAUGUGAUUGGUAGCAUAGCCCUUUGCUAGUCUUUCAAAGUAAUGGGUGAUUUAGAAAGGAGAAGAGGGAAAGAAUCUUUGGCUGAAUACGUUAAGUGCUUGUAUUUUUAAGACAACAGCAUUUCCUGUAUGAAACAGGCUAAAGGAGCAGGAAGAAAUGUGCUUUGUAUGAUGAUGGGAAGCUUGGGAUAUAAAAGUUUAUAUAUUAUUUAUCUAUUGAAGAACUGUGUACAGGAGGAAUGCUUCUUACUGCAUUGCUGUUUUCCAUCAGGUGUUAUCCUAGAGUUGGGAAUUUUUCUUUUUUUCAUCCGUUUCACCAGGGGAAAAUAAAAGCAUCCCUGAUUUUCUUCCUCUAGUCAGCUUGCUUCACUGAGCCCCCUUGAAAUUGAUACAGUUGUGCGGGAAGCCAGAAGACUAUACCAUCUGUCCACACCAUGGUUCCCCCCACCACACACACACACACACACACACACACACACACACACCCUUCUUCCCCCAGACUAGCAGGUCUACUAUACUUCCCUUUGCCAGUCACGGGCCCUGGCAAGCCUGUUUACACUACAGAGAUGCCCGGGGACAGGGAGGCUGAGCCGGCUAGGGCGGGAAGCUCUGCACCUUCUAUCCUCCUCCCGCAGACAUCUGUUCUUGGCCAUGUGUGAACCCCCCAUCAACCUCGCCACCUCACUGUCUCAGCUAAAGACACUAUAGACAAGUAUAAUACACUCCAAGAAUACCGGGCUAAUGGGUGGGCUGGUUUUCGGUGGUUUUUGUUGUUUUUUUUUUAAGUUAUGUCUUUAUCCCCAUAUAAUGGAGAAUGUGCCACUUGGCUAAUAAUGUGCUUUCAAAAUUACAAGUUCAGUGAUGACAGGAAAGAGGGCCACGGGCAUCCCACAGAGGCUGGCAGGAAAGGUGACUCACAUAAUGCACCAGCAGGUAAAAACCUGACAGGGUGGCCCUGACUAUCAGGACGACAGCUUUCACAGCAUGCCACUUGUGCAAUAGGAGGCCCUGGGCUGAAACCUGCGAGACCGAGAGGGGCGUUGGAAGGAAGGAGACGUUUACCGUUCGAAUGCCAUGUGUUUCCCUGCUUGCCACUGAACUUGUAUUUGAAUUACUUCGUUAUGCUUAAUGUAAUUGGGCAACUUUUUUAGCACUUUGGAAAGAGUCAUCCAUCUUUCUGGUAAAUUAUAAAAAGUUUUCUGAGUGAGAAAAGGUGUGUUUGGAGUUUGUUUGACUUUUUAUAUUAUUAUUAUUAUUAAUAAAGAAAAAAAUUUACAGCAUUUUUCAGACUCCACUGAGGUAAUAUGUACCCCUGAAUUUGGUUUGCAGUUUGAUACUCAGGGAAGGAUGUAUUCCAUAGAUAUCCUUUCCGUGUAAAACACUAACGUCUUUGAGAAAUUCACCUGCCAACUAACUUCAGUUGUUUUUCACUAUGCAUCCUUCGAUGAAAGCUAGCUUAUUUUCCCAUAGAGCAAUGCAGUUAGUGUUCCCAGCACUUUCCUUCUCCUGUCCUUUUUUUAACCCCUCAUAUUAUGUUCAGAUGAUCAUACUAUCAAGGUUUGUGUACAUUACUGAAAAUUUGUAUUGUAUAAAGCUUUUUGCAUUACAAGGCUGUACAGGGUCAUUUUGACAGUAACUGGUAUAUUCCUUUGCAUCUUAUGUUGCAUUGCCAAUUUCUAGUGUAUCCAGUUUGGAAGUAUAAUAUACUCUAAUUAAAAAAAA
Molecule: messenger RNA, 7303 nt
Organism: Myotis brandtii (Brandt's bat)
Lineage: Eukaryota; Metazoa; Chordata; Mammalia; Chiroptera; Vespertilionidae
Product: zinc finger protein 827
Exons: 14
Coding region: 16-3285 (1089 amino acids)
Biological process (GO): regulation of gene expression
Cellular component (GO): nucleus
Source: RefSeq, a predicted model, not a curated record